AUGGCUGUUGUAUCUUCUGCCAGCGAACUCGACAAUGGUUAUAUCCCGAAACCAGAGAACAGCAUUCCAGAUAACCAACCAAAACAACAGGACAACGGCAACCCUGUGGACAGUCCAACAAAUUUCAACAUACCAAUUAAAUCGGAACCCAAACCAAAGGUACCUGUGACUUCACCAUCACCAGGGCACAAGAAGCCUAAGUACAACCACCCAUUAACAAUCUACAAAAAACCAUUUCCCACCCCAUUGCCCGUACAUAAGAAGAAGCCAAUAUACAAGAAGCCCAUAUAUAUUCCGAAGCCUAUCUAUAUUCCAAUUUACAAGAAUCCAACUAAUGAUACUCCUGCCCAAGCUCCAGCUCCAGCUCCAGCUCCAGCUGAGGAUGAUUAUCCUGUAUACCCUCCACCUUCACCUCCAUCUUCAUCUUCAUCUCCACUUCCACCUUCACCAAUCCAAUCUCCCACAAACGGUGCACCUCCACCAUAUAAGUCACUAGACUAUAUUCCAGCUCCAGUAUUUGACCCUCCAAUUAAUGAGCCCUCUCGUUGA
Chenopodium quinoa (quinoa) is the source of this 549-nucleotide messenger RNA. RefSeq names its product repetitive proline-rich cell wall protein 1-like. The record is from RefSeq and is a predicted model, not a curated record. NCBI's taxonomy places the organism in Eukaryota, Viridiplantae, Streptophyta, Magnoliopsida, Caryophyllales, Amaranthaceae. The coding region runs from base 1 to 549 and encodes 182 amino acids. The transcript has a single exon.